CGUGCACUCAUUGUUUUAACUUCUAGUGUGGGGCUGAGAUUACGUUGUGCCGUUAAAUUGAUUCCUAUGAACAUUAUCUCUGCUAGCAACACGAGAAUUCCUCCUAACAAACCACAAUGUUUCCUCAAUUCAUAUUUACAGAUGCACAGAGUUUUGAGCCUCUUUGAACUGUGCAUUUUUUUUGUGAUGUGUGAUUCUCUACAGGUGUUUUAUAAGAGACUAAAGUUUACAGGACUGAAAUAAAUAGGCCAUGGAAAAAAUUGAGAAGACUUAUAUAGAUGCGUAGAAGCUGUUGGAAUCGGCAAGCACUAAAGUACCCCUUGAUGUUGUUUAAAGGAACAUGUUAUUACAUUAGCAUCUCAGGGUAACAAAACAUUCAAACCACUGCUGGGAGUGGGUUAAAAUUACAAAGAAUGUCUGCAAGACAAACGAGUCUAAUAUAAAAUGUACAGAUUUCUGUGAGCAGACGGAUUGUCAACAUUUCUUCAGCAGUGAAAAGCAUGUUGAAUGCUUUCCCAGGAAUGGAAUUUCUGGACAAAUUAUCUAAUAUUUAAUUCUCAAUGAAUAUUAAAAAUAUGCCUUCUGCUCACUUUUCCAUUUCCGUAAGGAUUGAUUUGAUUGAUUCAGAACUGGCUGAAAAAUGAUGUUUGUGCUGCUGAAAGUGACUCUAUCAGAAUUAUUUUGCUGUUGUUAAUCAUUGUCUUCCAAUUAGUUUCCUGUUCUGGAAUUCAUUAUGCCAUGACAAAAAUGAACCUGCACAAUGUGUAUAUUAUUUAACCGAUAGAAGGAUUCAUAUUCAAUUGAACACUUAAACAUGAUGUUUAAAGAGGCGACAUGCUGAAAGUGCGAAUAGACCUGUCUGUUCAACUUUUCAGUUUUCUUGUCAUGAAUUUUUUGUUUUCACACAUUGUUACCUUUGAGAGCGAUGCAACAAGGGACAGAGAUUCAAACUGGGCAUCUGGAUUAUGUCCGGAAAAUUGUACGUGUAAAAUGAUGGAUUACCCUAAAUACAAGAGCUUUUUCAAUAAGACUGUAGUGUGUAUUGGAGUAGAGUUUGUGAAUAAUGUAUUUCCAGAAAAUGUUCCAUUAGAUGUACAAAUUUUGGAUCUAUCUCACUGUCAUUUGGUACGUCUCAGCUUCAAAUUACCAUUGAAAAAUUUGAGAUUUCUGGAUAUUUCGUUCAACAAUUUAAAAAUGCUUGACAGACAGAUUCACAAGCUGACGGCUCUCAGACGACUUAUCAUUCAGAAUAAUAGCAUAUCAUAUCUACAGAAUGGUGCAUUCAGCGGUAUGAUGUUCUUAGAAGUACUUGACCUUUCAAAUAAUCAGCUGUAUUCCAUUGAGCCCCAUACCUUUGGUGGAUUGAAUUAUCUGAAAAAACUCCACCUCCAGGGAAAUCGCCUGCAUCAUUUGUCUCCUCAGUGGUUUAUCAGCAUGCCAAGUCUCGGCUGGCUUUUUCUGUCUAACAAUUUAAUUGGACGACUGAAAGCUAAUGUGUUUGAAACACUUUCUGGCCUCUUUACAAUGAAGCUUGAUGGAAACAGGAUUACGCACAUCGAGUCUGGUGCAUUUAACGGACUAACACACCUGCGGAUUUUGGAUAUGACAGACAACCAACUUCAAACCAUUCCAACACAGGAACUCCACGAUCUUCCAUUGCUUCAGUACCUUUACUUUGACAAGAACCCCAUUCUACGUAUUCCAUAUCACGCCUUUCACUCUGUGAAUCUGACAAUGUUAACAAUGAGUUACAUGCCUGAACUUAAAGUUAUAGAAAAAGAGUCAUUUUCAAAUCUUAAACAUUUGGUAACUUUACAACUUCACGAUAACAGUGAACUUGUCUAUAUAGAUCCCAAAACUUUUGUGAACUGUUCACGACUGAAAAACUUGUAUCUCCAUAACAACAAAUUAGGAAGUGUGUCUUCCGUACUAAAAGACAGUCUACCAGCAUUAAAAACACUACACCUAUACAACAAUGAACUAGAGUGUGACUGUAAUGCAAUGUGGAUAAAACAGGAAAAUCUAAAGGAAAAAUCGAACACAACUUAUAGAUCUGUACUAUUUGGGGACUCCAUGCUUAAGUGUAGUGCACCUCCAAGUAAGAAGGGCAAACUGCUUCGAGAUUUGCCUUUAUCCGAUCUGAAUUUCACCUGUGCCCCCGUUUUAAUUCCUCUUUUUAAAAACCGUUACAAUCUCAGCAUUGGAGAGGAGCUGCAUUUGGAAUGUUACACAAUGGGAUUACCUUUUCCCCAAAUAAGUUGGCGAUUACCCAACAAAACGAUUCUCCGCAAAGAAAAUCUACAAUCAGGACGAUAUAAAAUUCAUAACAAUUCCACAUUUAUUCUGAAAUAUUUAUACGAAACAGACACAGGAACUUAUUCCUGUCAAGCUCAGAGUGUAUCUGGAUUUGAUGUGAAAUCCACAUACGUAACUGUCAACAAUAAACCUGUCCGGAUCUCUCCGGAGUAUGUGGCUGGAAAUUUUAUAACAAUAUCAUGGAACGGAACUCGGAAUCAAUGGUCUAUGACAGGUUAUGAAAUCCAUUAUAGGCAGUCUGACAGAUCUGACAAAUUCCAAAUCAUUCCAUUAGAUAGAAGGCUUCGACAGUUUCGCUACACAUUUACGAAUCUGACCCCUUUAACAACGUACAUGUUCUGCAUUGUGUAUGUGUUUGAAACAGAACUAUAUACUGUUCACUGUACAAACAUAACCACAAAUGAUCUCGAUUUAAAUGAGAUCGGAAUAACGCACAUAAAUUCUAAAAUGGUUGUAGGUGUUGUGACGUCGAUCUUCAUGUUGUUGAUUCUGGGAUGUUGUGUUUUUGUGAUACGUCGCGUCGGUAAGAGGAAGGACUACCUUGAACCACUGUAUAGUAACGACACAGAGAGUCUUAUGGAUGUAAUUCCCUUAGAAUCAAUGUAUCAAGGGCAGACAACUUCGGCAGCAUGCUCUUCCCGCACAUCGCUGAUUCAGUCACAGGAUUAACUUCCAACAGGUGCUAUGGCAACAAUGGCAAAUUAUUGAUUGUCAAAUUCAAAAAAAUUAUAAAAAUAUACAAGGAUUUACAAUGACAUUGUUAGUGUUUUACUAAAAAUGAAAAUCAAAGUAUUAUAAAAAUGUGUGUUCAAGUGCAUAUG
Saccostrea echinata is the source of this 3137-nucleotide messenger RNA. RefSeq names its product leucine-rich repeat neuronal protein 1-like. Bases 835 to 2985 code for a protein of 716 amino acids. The transcript is spliced from 2 exons. Gene Ontology annotation, molecular function: protein binding. Lineage: Eukaryota; Metazoa; Mollusca; Bivalvia; Ostreida; Ostreidae. The record is from RefSeq and is a predicted model, not a curated record. Gene Ontology annotation, cellular component: extracellular matrix.